AUGUUAUUUGAAUAUCCAGAAACAUCUAUCUUAGCAUUUACAUUUUCAAUGGCAUCAUUUAUUUUUACUGUUAUUUCUAUUAUAUUAUUUUGUAUUGAAACUUUGCCAGUAUAUGCUCAAACACAUUGUGAACCUGGAACAAGACCAAAUUUUCGUGAUCCAUUUUUUAUUAUUGAAACAUUAUGUACAUUUUGGUUUACUAUAGAAAUUUUUAUACGUUUUAUUAGUUGUCCAAGUCAAAAAAUAUUUAUUAAAGAUAUUAAAAAUUUAAUUGAUUUAGCUGCAAUUGUACCAUAUUAUAUAACAUUAUUCAAUGUUUUAAUAACAUUUAGUUGUGAAGGAGCAAAAAAUAGUGCUAGUUUAGCAUUUCUACGUGUAAUACGUUUAAUUCGAGUAUUUAAAUUAACAAAACAUUCAUCUGGUUUACAAGUACUUGUAUUAACUUUUAAAGAAAGUAUUGAAGGAUUAAGUUUAUUUCUUGUUGCAUUUAUUGUUUGUAUAUUAGUAUUUUCUAGUACAAUUUAUUAUGUAGAAAUUGAUAGAAAAGGUUCACAAAUUGAAAGUAUACCAGAUGCAUUUUGGUGGGCUGUCAUUACAAUGUGUACUGUUGGUUAUGGUGAUAAAGUACCAAAAGGACCAUUAGGAAAAGUUGUUGGUAGUGUAUGCGCUGUAGCUGGUGUAUUAACAUUAGCUAUACCAGUACCAAUUAUUACAGAAAAUUUCAAUAAAUUUUAUGCUCAUAAAACCGGUCGUGGUAGAAGAUGA
Molecule: messenger RNA, 765 nt
Organism: Schistosoma mattheei
Lineage: Eukaryota; Metazoa; Platyhelminthes; Trematoda; Strigeidida; Schistosomatidae
Source: the annotation of a GenBank genome assembly